Molecule: messenger RNA, 1409 nt
Organism: Cynara cardunculus var. scolymus (artichoke)
Lineage: Eukaryota; Viridiplantae; Streptophyta; Magnoliopsida; Asterales; Asteraceae
Exons: 8
Coding region: 93-992 (299 amino acids)
Cellular component (GO): chloroplast
Molecular function (GO): oxidoreductase activity
Source: RefSeq, a predicted model, not a curated record
GUAGUGGAUAACGAAAUCCAACUGCUCUUCAAAACGGGGAUUGAAUUGCUAGAAACGCUCGGUUCGCGGAUUCUUCUGGAAACGACUCCUUGAUGGCUUCUCUGACACGUGUCCUUCUACCAAUCUCAUCUACCUCCUCUUCACAAUGCCCUCAUCAAUUGACCAUCUCUUUCAAAUUAAACCCUCAACCACCUACCACAAGGAGAAGAUUCUCAGUUUUUGCGAUGGCGGAAUCCAACCGCAGCACCGUCCUCGUUACCGGAGCCGGUGGUAGAACCGGUCAAAUAGUUUAUAAGAAGCUGAAGGAGCGGUCAGGAGAGUAUAUUGCAAGAGGCUUGGUUAGAACUGAGGAGAGUAAGGAGAAAAUUGGUGGAGCAGAUGACGUUUUCAUUGGCGAUAUAACGAAUGUCGAAAGUGUUAUUCCUGCUAUUCAGGGCAUAGAUGCUCUUGUAAUUCUCACAAGUGCAGUCCCUAAAAUGAAACCUGGUUUUGAUCCAAGUAAAGGUGGAAGGCCAGAAUUCUAUUUCGAAGACGGAUCAUAUCCUGAACAAGUUGACUGGGAAGGCCAGAAAAGUCAAAUAGAUGCUGCUAAAGCUGCUGGAGUGAAGCAAAUUGUUCUGGUCGGCUCCAUGGGUGGAACAAAUAUUAACCACCCCUUAAACAGCUUGGGAAACGGGAAUAUACUGGUCUGGAAGAGAAAGGCUGAACAGUAUCUAGCAGAUUCUGGGAUCCCAUACACAAUUAUAAGGGCUGGGGGUUUGCAAGACAAGGAAGGUGGCGUCCGGGAGUUGCUUACUGGAAAAGAUGACGAACUUCUUCAGACUGAAACUAAAACCAUUGCCAGAGCAGAUGUGGCUGAAGUCUGUAUUCAGGCACUGCAAAUUGAGGAGGCAAAAUGCAAGGCACUCGAUCUUGCCUCCAAGCCUGAAGGAACCGGAACGCCAACAACCGACUUCAAGGCCUUAUUUUCCCAAGUCACUACUCAGUUUUAAGGAUACAUAUGGCCGCCUUCUAAUAUCGACAUGUAUUAUCGUUAAUCUAUGGACUUGUAGAAUACAAUAUUAGCACAACAUUUAAAUGAGGUAAUACACUUCCAGUUUUUUAAUGCAAUACGAUAACGUUAAUUAGGUUUGUAGGAUGACUGAAAUUUCUAAGCAUUCCAAUAAGAUGCUUUGUAGGACCAAAGAAAUAAAGUCGUAUCUGAAAGUGUGAUAACAAGUUUAGAGGGUGUUUUAAGAAGUUCUUUUAGGUUGUGUUUAAUAUAAUAGACACUAUUUGAAAAGUGUUGUAUAAACGUAAGUGUCGUAUAUAAAGAUGAGUUUACAGGAUACUCAUCAAAAGUGUCCUAUGUAAUACCUAAUACGAUUGUUGACUUAAGAGUGUCGUAAAAAUCUUGUUUGAAAUGCCUA